Triticum aestivum (bread wheat) is the source of this 1032-nucleotide messenger RNA. Its product is annotated as heavy metal-associated isoprenylated plant protein 30. The transcript is spliced from 2 exons. NCBI's taxonomy places the organism in Eukaryota, Viridiplantae, Streptophyta, Magnoliopsida, Poales, Poaceae. Gene Ontology annotation, molecular function: metal ion binding. The record is from RefSeq and is a predicted model, not a curated record. Bases 223 to 810 code for a protein of 195 amino acids.
UUAUUACCGCAGCCCACCGUCUCCUCCACCUCCACCUCCCCAGCCCAGAUACCAUUCCCUCCACCUCCUCUAUAAACCAUCGCAUGCACCAGGCAAGGACACUCACAGAGGCAAACGCUCGAGCAGCGCAAAGCAAAGCAUUUUCCCAAGCUUGCCGUACGUGCAGUGCACUCCUCUCCUUCUCGCUUCCGGUGAUAUAAGUUGUUGCCGGAGUCGGCGGCCAUGUCUGUGUCGUCGGUGCUGUCGUCGUUCCUGUACGGCUGCUUCAACCCGGCGGGCGGGCGGUACCACCACCACCGCGCCGGAGCCUACUACCACAGCAGCCACCCCACGAGCGCCGACACCAUGUACUACAACCAGAGCGGGUUCGCCGGCGGCCGCAGGAUGGGCCGGAGCAGCCGGCCGCUGUCCCUGCAGACGGUGGAGCUGAAGGUGCGGAUGUGCUGCUCGGGGUGCGCGCGGGUGGUGAAGCACGCGCUGACGAAGCUGCGCGGGGUGGACAGCGUGGAGGUGGAAGUGGAGAUGGAGAAGGUGACGGUGACCGGGUACGUGGAGCGGCACCGGGUGCUCAAGGAGGUGCGGCGGGCCGGGAAGAAGGCCGAGUUCUGGCCCAACCCGGACCAGCCGCUGCACUUCACCACCGCCAAGGACUACUUCCACGACCAGGAGUCGUUCCGCCCCAGCUACAACUACUACCGCCACGGCUACAACGGCGACAAGCACGGCCACCUCCCCGAGCCCCACCGCGGCUCCGACCCCGUCAGCAACAUGUUCAACGACGACGACGUCAACGCAUGCUCCAUCAUGUAGUAAAGUACUGUGAUCAUUGUGUCGUCGUCGUCCUCCUCCUCUCGAGGUCGUGUAGUGCUCCGCGCCGGCCGGCGAGCACGCCUGCCGGGGCCGGGGACGCCAGUGGUAGCCGCAAGAUAGACAAGUGGGCUGCAUGCUCUGCUCCUGUAAAGCUAGCGUUGUGGUAUGGACUAUGGAAAUGGAAUGAUCAGUGGUGCCCUCUACGGGCUACACAACGUACUA